ACCCACUAUCACUCCCUCCAAUUUUGAUACACAUUCCAGUUGCUCUCGACGGCCCUUUCCCGCCGCGGACGAUCGUCGGGUAGCAUCAUUACUUCUGCCGUCGACGGACCCCCAAUUCCUCCCAUGAUGGAUGCGAAGCUCGGCCUCUAGCUUCGCGGCCACACUUUAGGCCAUCACAGCAUAGUCUAACGCGGUGCGCGUACACCCCGAGAAAGGCUGUGCCACCAAGCUGCCGCGAGCGCGAUCCUUUCUCCUGGAAAACAUUGUGUACAACGUCAAGUUGCGAGACCCUCGGCUUUAUAUCCAGCAGCGUCACCCUGCUACAGAUCCGCCGCCAUCAAUUUGUACAUCCCUUAUCCAGCAACAUGGCAUCCUCACCCACUGAACACUCCUGGACCGAGCAAUCAUCUGUUCAGAGAAUGGAAUAUCACUCAUCUGACCUUCCGCCAUGGGAGCAGAACUCGUUGGUUCAACAGGUUCCCAAGUUGCCAGAUGGCUUCGCAAGUUGGAGUCUUGCUGAGCGGGAGGCCUAUGCCGUCCACUGGCCAACUUUUCACAGCGAUCAUUUGGCAGCGAAAUCCCCUUCACGAUCAACUUCUCAAACAUCAUCUCGACAGGACUCUGUCGCGUCACAUCGGGAGAAAUCUCGACAUUAUGGCUACCGCAGUCGGUCGGAAGAUGCGUGUCGCACGGAGGCCACCGUCGUCCAGGAGUCCGCGGAUUUUGUGCGACCUCACAUGCCUGCCCCUAGCAUGCACCCUUCUACUCGCACGCCGGCUCUUGCUCCGAGCCCGAGUCAGGGAGCGAUCGUUAGAACCAUCUCCAGUCGAGCUGAUGGUCAACAAGGGGGUUCCCUGGUCGCGUAUCGCAGCUCUGGAAACACUGAUAUCGGACAAUUCGAGCACCAGACUUGCCAAAAUGAGUUCCGAUUGUCAUCUCACUCCGUGAAUAACACGCUCGCAAUUCCGGGCACGGCUUCGCGUCGACCUGUUAACACAUCACCAUACCUGGCGUCGACGACAGAAUACCCAGGCAAACGUUCCCGAAGCUCCAGCCGCGCCGACUCAAUCCGAGCACAGCAGCUGGCGUUGUCAGGUCAAAUAUCGCAUCCAGGCAGCCAAACAAGUGCUCCCGAGGUCUACGGUCUCGGCAUCGACGCUUCUGUCGACGCCAUCCUGGAAAGCUCGAGCAGCGACCGAGGCUACUCCUCGCCGUCGCCGCGGUACAACAACCAGAUGAAUCGUUCCUCUCAGCAAAUCCGGCAUCAACGCCAGCUGAGCGCAGACUACGUCGUCACCGACAUGCCCAGCCCACGUUCAGAAUGGAGCCAUGCUACAAGCACCACAUCACGAAGCACAGGAAGCUCCCUGAGCCCCCAGAUCCUGACAUCCUCCUCCCUAACCUUCAGCUCCCGUCAUCACAGUCCAGCCUUCUCCACCGUCUCCGCCUUCACCAAUCCCGACCCAUACAACCCCGACCUUCAACCUCUCCACCACAGUGAAAACAUGCUCACAGGUGAAGCCCGCGACCCAGGCUACUGGCCGAAACCCAACCCCGGUCCCCCAGCCUCGAAACAGCACCUCACCGUCGCCACCACGCCAUACAAACCCGGCCUUCCACCUUCACCAUCACCUCGCCGGCCAUCCCAUCAACAUCUCCCACCACUCUCCACCGCGCCCAAGUCACCCUCGCACGUCAUCCACCACCACCACCACCACAAUGAACAACAACUCGCCGCUCUCGCCUCACCUCCGAUGCCGCCUGCCCUCUCGCCUUCAUCUCCAUCAGACCACAAGAUGACCACAUGGAAAUCCAAGCUCCGACAUAACCUCAAGAGCCUCUUCAAAGGCGAGAGGACGUCAGUAGAGGGCAGCCAUCAUUCGAGGAAGCCUGAGCGCGAAGGAUGGCGGGAGGAGGACUUGGUGCAUAUGCCUCACCCGGACAGUAUCUAUGACUGAUUCCACCAUGUCAACUGCUCUUUAUUUUGUUUUCUCGUCUUUGAUGUUCUCUGCAUUUCUCUUUUCGGGAGGGGGCGUUUCC
This is a messenger RNA of Dissoconium aciculare CBS 342.82, 2040 nucleotides long. RefSeq lists its product as uncharacterized. Bases 366 to 1958 code for a protein of 530 amino acids. The record is from RefSeq and is a predicted model, not a curated record. The transcript has a single exon. Lineage: Eukaryota; Fungi; Ascomycota; Dothideomycetes; Mycosphaerellales; Dissoconiaceae.